Tilletiopsis washingtonensis is the source of this 1044-nucleotide messenger RNA. RefSeq names its product F420H2 dehydrogenase. The coding region runs from base 65 to 913 and encodes 282 amino acids. NCBI's taxonomy places the organism in Eukaryota, Fungi, Basidiomycota, Exobasidiomycetes, Entylomatales. The transcript is spliced from 4 exons. The record is from RefSeq and is a predicted model, not a curated record. Gene Ontology annotation, molecular function: NADH dehydrogenase (ubiquinone) activity.
GCCAGCCUUCCGAGGCCGCUCCGCGAUCGCAGCCUCUCUCCCACCCCAUCCCCUCCCCCUCACCAUGGCUCUUCCCGCGCGUCUUCUCGCACGCGCUGCACCGGCAGUGCGCUCCGGCGCUGCGGCGCCGCGCGCCCUUGCUGCGGCCUCGCGCGCCCUCUCCUCGGCGGCGCCGCGUGCCAACAUCCAGGGCGUGGCGGGCGACAAGGUCAACCCGCACUCGCCCUUCCCGCUCUCGCCCGGCGAGAACCAGGCGGAGAAGUACCGGGACAUCAUCAAGGGCCUGCACGACUACGGCGCCUACAUCACCAGCUGCCUGCCCAAGUUCAUCCAGCAGUUCUCCGUGGUCAAGGACGAGCUGACGCUGUACAUUGCGCCGUCUGCGGUGGAGCCGGUGCUGCUGUUCCUGCGCGACCACGCGCAGACGCAGUUCAAGGCGUGCAUGGACAUCAGCGGCGCCGACUACCCGACGCGCAGCCAGCGCUUCGAGGUCGUGUACCACCUGCUGAGCGUGCGCUACAACGCGCGCAUCCGCGUCAAGACGUACGCCGACGAGGUGACGCCCGUGCCCUCGGCCACGGGCAUCUUCCGCAGUGCCGACUGGUACGAGCGCGAGAUCUGGGACAUGUACGGCGUCUUCUUCGUCGGCCACCCCGACCUGCGCCGCAUCCUCACCGACUACGGCUUCGAGGGCCACCCGCUGCGCAAGGACUUCCCCCUCUCGGGCUACUCCGAGGUGCGCUACGACGAGGAGAAGAAGCGUGUCGUGCACGAGCCGCUGCAGCUGGCGCAGGCAUUCCGCGACUUCAGCGGCACCAGCCCGUGGGAGCAGGUCGGCGAGGGCAAGAACUACCAGCCGCAGGGCUACACGCUUGUGCCGCCGAAGGAGGAGAAGGAGCCGGAGAAGAAGUGAGCGCGCAGACGGACCGGGCUGGCGCGAUGGGGCGAAGAGGGUCUGGCACGCGUCUGCCAGUCGUCUGCUCGACUCUUGUGCCUCCUGCUGUGCUGUUCCGUGCUUCCUCUUGCAAUCAGAUCUAGAUACAG